This is a messenger RNA of Anastrepha obliqua, 3117 nucleotides long. It is a transcript of the gene Akap200, whose product is annotated as A-kinase anchor protein 200. Lineage: Eukaryota; Metazoa; Arthropoda; Insecta; Diptera; Tephritidae. The transcript has 6 exons. The record is from RefSeq and is a predicted model, not a curated record. Bases 233 to 2698 code for a protein of 821 amino acids.
AUUAUAUGCACCGCCUUUGGAUGUAGCAAAGCGUUUCAAUUCUUCAGUUACGGUCGAAAUAAGCAGACAUUUUUGUUUGAAACACUGGUGUGUGAAGGAAAAACGAUAUAAAAAGAAAGUUUUUGGAAGUUGUUUCGAAAUUCGGGCGAAAAGUGAUAUUUUUGCAAAAACGCCGCAUAGAAUUAAGUUUAAUACAAUAUAAUCGAGAAUAAGCAGGCAUCAAAAAGACAACAUGGGUAAAACUCAAAGCAAAAGAUCCGUUGAUAUAACCACCGAAGCCAAGAAGACCCCUGACGAAGAGGUUGGAAAGUUAGAAAAAAUCGAAGAUCUCGAUCAGAAGCAAGUAAAUGGUGAUGCAAGCUCUCAGGAUAAUGCUGAAACGGAGACAUUACAGAAAAAGGAGGGCGAUGAAACUGAAAAUGAUAAAGAUUUGACAACCGAAAAGAGUGGCGGCGAAAGUGGUGCCCAAGAUGGCGGUGGUGACAGUAAUACUGGCCAAUGUAAUACAAGUGCUGCGGAGCCUGCUUCUAAGGAAGACGACUCGGCUGCCUCUAAAGAUGGUAAUAAAACGGCAGAGGAAAUAUCGCCUCUUGCCGACGAGAAUAACAAAAAGCCCAAGAAGGAGAAGGUAAAAAAGAAAUGGUCGUUCCGCAGCAUCUCAUUCGGAAAAAAAGAUAAACAAAAGCCUACAAAGGCCGAAGACGCAGCAACUGAAAAUGCGGCGGCCACAAAUGAUGAAACCGCAGCUCAAGUUGGCGAAGGGGCAGCCACAGAAGAGGCGGGAGAAAAAGUUCAAAAUACUGAAGCAGCUGGGGACCCUGAAGCAAAAAAAUCUUGUGAAAAGCCCAUUGAAAAUGGCGAUAGCUCUGAGAAAGAAGUGAAUGGGGAGAAAACAUCUACAUCAACCACACCAAUCGAAGAGCAGCCAGCAAAGGAAAUCUCUUCCAACGAAAACGCCACCAACAUUACGAAAAACACCACCGAAACAACAAACUCAGUUGAGAAUAACUCAACCACUACCACUGAAACUAAUCAGACUGAGAAGAAAACUACUACCACUGCCACUAUUGCAGCCGCAGACACUUUUGAAAGCGCACCCGCUGUCGUGAGUAAUGGUGAGGCAAUCGAAAAUAACGGAACAGACACGUUAUCGACUGUCGAUGAGCAGAAAGAUCAAGUUAUAGACAAAGCAGCGGAAUUAAUUGUUGAAACGUCUGACGUUGUCGAAAAAAUGAAAAGCAUUCCAAAUGUUGCAAACGAGGUGUCCGAUAACAACGGUGUACAUCAAAAUGGCACGAGCGCAAAUGGUGAAGAGCUCGAAACCGAAAUCGAGUCCAAAUCACAAGUUGAGGUAAUAUUCCAAACAGAUAAAGCUGCCCUCACUGAUGAUUUAGUUACUUUAACUACCGCUACUACUUCCUCCUCACCCAAAUCAACCCUUAUUUUAUCCCCUGAUCCCAACAACACUGAAUCAAAGAAGAUCGAGAAUUGCGCACCAAGCAGCACAAGUGUGAUUAGAGAUUUGACUGAAACGAAAUUUGAAGAAGCAAUUAUUGCUACUGAAAGUGCCGCAAGUGUUGUAGUUGAUGUGGCUUUUAAGGCAAUCGAACCUGUAUCAACAUCUACAGUCUCAGACACAAAUCCAAUUGUAGACGGUAAUGUUUAUGCAGGGAACGAAGAGCCGCCGGAGCCUGAACCCCAAAAUGAAAGGCGCCCAGAUCAAAGCCCAACCGAAAGCCAUUGUGAAACCGAAGGUGACGAAUCGAAUACAGCAGUAAGUGCAACGUCAACGGCUCAUGAGUCCCCAAAACCUCCUCCGCUACCUGUUUCCCCUCCACCUUCACAGGUGUCGGUUUUUGCGUUUAAUGACAACAAUCAAGUUGAGGAAGAAGGAAUUUGUGCUCCUUCCACGGAUAUUCUUGCUGAAAUCGAAACGUCAAAACCACCCUCCACCGCUCUAUGUAAUGAUAUCGUUAGCAUGCCUGAUUUACAAUCUACGGAUGAAAAAAUAUUGAACAAAGAAGAUGGUACGUGCGACCUUCCAUCUUCUUGUGUUCAGAGUGAAUCUGACACGGAAACUAUUGUUAUCGAGGCCAUUACACCGGAAUAUUUCAUCAAACAAGUGGAAGAUACCAUUGAGCAACCAGAAGCUUCCGAAGCGCCGGAGAAUUCCAGUAAAUAUAUUCAGCAGAAUAUAUUGGUAACCGAUGAAGAACCUUCGACGGCCAACUUUCCUAACUCGGCGCACGAAGUUGCACGGGUUCCAGAGCACAUUUCGGAGAAUGAAGAUGAUGAAUUUGUAAAGGCAGCCACAGCAGUGGUAGACGAAAUAACAGAAAAAGCUGUAGAGCUAAUUCAACAACAGAAAGAUGUACAUCUACAAUCAGAAGUUGAGGAAUCUGACCAAAUUAUUACAACAAAUGAUGAAGAUAUUAAGACUGAUAAUAAAGCUACCGGAAUUGAUAAUCAUGUUAAUGAUGAUGAAAGUUUUCCCGUAGAGGAAGUAAAAUCUCAAAUGGAAUCGUUUUCUACUAAAAGUGAGGAUACAGAUUCGAUCAAAAAUGCGCCGUUGGCUGUUGAGUCCCUUUUACAUGACUGCCUAAAAACGACUGAUAAGCAUAUAGUUGAGGAGGAAAAUCCAUUUUCUACAGAAAUUUGUAGUGACAGUGUGGUCAGUGUUAAUGAUAAUCAAAAUUAAUGCGGCGACAACAUGCAAUUAACGAACAAUAAAUACAGCACUUUAAAUAUAUGAUUAAAUACGAAAACGAAAAUAUUUGCCGUUUGUGCAUCAAAGUAACGCCUUGCACCAAUGCAAUCACUCGUAUUAAACAUGAAAAAACAUCUUCAAAUGUGCUGUAUUCUACUCGCCCUACUAUCUCAUCACGAUAUUACCAACACUAAGGAUCGAAAGGAGAGUGCUGCGGCAGAGGUCACAACCCAGGAUCUUCCCGUUAUAUGCGAAUAAUCCUAUUCAUAAUUAUAUUAUAUAAACAAAAACAAAAAACGAAAGAAAAUACAUUUUUAACAUUUACAUAUUUUAAUCAUUUUGUACAACUUCAUAUCCCUAAUCCAAGAUUAUAUGCAAAAUAAAGUAUACACAAAAUUUCUAAAAACAAA